CCUCAUCACGCUUGAUGAAAAAACAACUCGAUCAGAGAGAGAGAGAGAGAGAGAGAGAGAGAGAGAGAGAGAGGGAGAUGGAUUUGUUAAUCUAUACUCAUUUCUUGAUUCCCUCCACUCGACCGGUUAACGGGUGAUUAGGCUUUUACUUCCGGUUUCAGUAGAAGAGCUCUACUAUGAAUUUCUGGAACUGGGUUUCUGCCUAGCCGUAUCAAUGCCUGCAAUAUCAAUCCAAUCUUAUGCUCAUAAAACCAUCUCUAUAAAACCCAGUAAUUUUCGUUCUGGAGUCUCUGUAAAUCACUUUAGUUGCAGAAACAGUGUAUGCUGCCGUAUCAAUUAUGAUUCAAUACAGAAGCCCUUGUGGAGUGUCUCCGACAUAGCAGAAGCUGUGAACGGGAAAAUCGUGAAUUGGGGUCCCUCUGGAACUAUCUCUACAGAUAGCAGAAAUCUGAGGCCGGGUCAAUGGUUCUUCACCAUAGUUGGGAAAAACUUCGAUGCCCACAACUUUGUGAACCCUGAAUUGCGCAGUAAGGGAUGCAUUGGGGUCAUAGGAAAUCGAGUUUGUGAGGAAUGGGACAUGGGUUUUGUCCAAGUUGAGGAGAAUACUUUGAUUGCACUCGAGAAGAUGGCCAUGUAUGCCAGGAAGAGGUUUCAUGGUCAUGUGGUUGGAGUAACCGGUAGUGUGGGGAAGACGACUACAAGAACAAUGAUUGCUCUUGCACUUGAAAGCCUUGGUUCAGUUCAUCAGACGCAGGGGAACCAGAACAAUGAGAUUGGAGUUGCUUUAUCUUUAAUUGGGUUGCCUCAAAAUGUUAAGGUGUCGGUUCUGGAAUUAGGAAUGAGUGGGAAAGGAGAGAUAUUGAAGCUCACUAGGAUGUGUCAGCCUUGUUUGAGAGUGAUUUUAAAUGUGGGUCCUUCUCAUUUGGAGAAUUUUGAGAGUUUAGAGGAGAUUGCCAGAGCCAAAAGGGAGAUUCUUAUGGAGGCAAAGCCAGGGGAUGUAUGUGUUUUGAAUGCAGAUGAUCCUCGAGUCAUGAACCUUCCUGUUCCAGAAGGAGUUGAGAAAGUGUUUUUUGGCCGGAGAAUCGGUUGUGAUAUUCGGCUAGUCUCUGCUGAAAGUACUGAUGGUGGUAAUGGAGUUUGUGUAACUUUAGAAAGAAGUACAGAAGUGUAAGUUGUUGCUUCAAAGCUCAUAGGUACCUCAAUCAACUUUAUUUUUGUUCUGAAGUUGUAUUGAACCAAAUGUACUCAAAAAUCCUUUGGAGUCUGGACAUGACUGAUUGAACUUGAUUGCAACAACCAUAUCUUCUACCUGUAAUCCAAUUAUCAGGAUUUCAGAAGAAAGAAAAAAAUCAUUCUGAGGGCUGCUUGGUGGGUUGCUUAAUGAAUUUUGAGCCCCUCUCGGAGGUGUCAUGGGUUGGCUCCCAGAGACUUGAGCCAUCAACAUCCAGUUUUAGUUCAAGAGUUGAGAGAAUCUCUAAAUUUAAGGAGGGGCUGCAAGCCAAGAUAUUUCAUGGUCUUGAGUUGCCACUCAUUGGUUGGAGGACCUGGCUGGCUGCACUAAUCCAGCAUUUUCAUCAUAAAGUUUAAUAAUUAAUUUAGUAGAGAUUGCACAAUCAUCAUGUCUCUUUUUAAUCUUUUCAAUUUCAGUUUCUUGAUAUUAUAUAUAUAUAUACACUUGGUGAAUGGAAAAUAUAUUAAAGAAAAGAAAAAAAAAAACCAACAGCCAAGCUGGCUAGCCAAGGGGCAUACCCUAAAGAAAAGAAACAAAACAACCAUCAAAAGUAUGAUGCAUCAAAAGACGGGGGAGAAACAACUAACAAAAUGGAGGAUACAUAAAAAAAAUAAGGUUUGGGGGGGGGGGGGAGAAACAAAUCUUAAGGAUGAUAUAUCAAAAUCCAGGGGGAGAAAUAAGAGGAAUUCUAAUAGUGUUUGGGCUCACAUAAUGAAUGGGAAGAAAUCUGUUUCUGCUCUCAAAUGUGAUGGCUUCUCAGAUCUGCUCAAUAGAAUGCAUCAAGGAUUACCAUAUUUUUUUGUUUCUUUCCCACCAAACAUGAUGAAUUACAACACUAAAAGCCAACUUACCAAUGGUAUCACACGAUGAUUUGCCACUAAUUUUUUUCAAGAUAACCUCUAUUCUUUGUCGAAAUGAGGGAUAACUCUAGGGUUGGGCCAACACUUUCUAAGAAUACCUUUCGAGACAGAAAUAGAGAGAGGACAACAGAAAAAUAGGUGAUCCACACUUUCCAAGCAGUUCCAACAAAGGCAAUAAUUAGGGAUUGACAAAUUGCUCUGAGGAAGAAUCUUUUAAGUAUGAAACGAAUUGGUUAUAGCACUUCAAACGGUAAAACAAUGUUUUGGGAUAUUGGAGCUAAACCAAAGAAUCCUAUACCCUAGGAAACUCUAGGGUUUUUUUUAUCUUACCAAGUUCCAAGUAGAUGAAGAUGAGAAUUUCUUAGAAGAAUUAGUUAGCCAAUGGACUAUUGACUGGAGCUAAGCCAAAUCAUUGCCAGUAGACUUAAGAUGGUGAUUGAUGACCUUGUCAGUCAUAAUCAGGCAACUUUUAUCCCGAGUAGGAAUGUUGCUGACAACAUUUUUCUUUGUCAUGAAAUUUUAGGGGUUUUGAUAUGAUGAACCUCAUUGCUUUUGUUCUUCUUAAGUUGGACACGGCUUUUGAUUCCAUCAAAUGGUUUUAUAUUGACCAGCUUUUUCCUAGGAUGGACUUCCCUCUUAAUUUCAUUUUCUGGAUCCAUUGUGGCAUUUCUUUAACACAUUUCUCUGUCUUAGUCAAUGGAUCCCCUCAAGGUUUCUUUUAAGUUCAAAUUCGGGAUUUGCUAGGGUUUCCAUAUUUCUCCUCUCCUUUUCUCUAUUUCUAUGGAGGGUUUGUCUAGUAUUUUGAAGAACAAAAUUGAAGUGAAUUCCAUUUAGCCAAUUCCUAAAUGUAAGGCUUUGAAGAUCACUCAUUUAUCUUUUGGUGAUGAUCUUAUGAUCUUUGUUAAAGUCUCUCUCUCUCUCUCUCUCUCUCUCUCUCUCUCCUGUUUCUGCAAUCUUGGAUGCGUUACAUUCCUUUUUGCGAUGUUUGGUCUUCAUUAAUCGUAAAAAAUCUCUCUUCUUUGGAGGUUUUUCUAAAGAUUUGAAAGUUCAUUUGAAAAAUAUUCUUGGGUUCCCCAAAAGUUAUCUCUUGGUUACUUAUUUGGGGCUUAAGCUUGUUACUCAUCAUUGUUCUCCUAUUUUGGACAGGCUUAGAAAGAGACUCGAAUUAUGAAAGAAUCAAUUACUCUCCUUCAUAGGACGCCUUAAGCUUACUAAAUCAGUUAUGCAAAAUUCUUAUAUCUACUAGUUUGGAUUUUUUGGUCUCCCAACUUCUGUCACUACAAAUAUUGAGUUUCGUAUAUCCUCUUUUGUUUGGAAAGGUCAAGAAUUCUCCAGAUUUCUUCAUCCUUUGAGUUGGGCCAGAGUUUUCCUUCCUAAAGUUGAGGGUGGCCUUAGUUUCAUAAAGUUAAGAAAUCUAACAUUAAUGGGAUAAUUAAGCUUAUUUGGAAUAUUACUUCAAAAAAGAACAUUUGGGUUGACUUGGUUUACUCCAUUUAUCUCAAGUCUGAUUUCAUUUGGACUAUUUCUUGCUCUUAGGAUACUUUUUUGGCUUCGCAAAAGAUUUUAAAAUAUAGGCAUCUUGUUUCUGAUCACAUCCAUCCAUCUCUUGAUGAUGGUUUUCAGACUUCUUCCUUCGGCUUAAUAAUUGGCAACCUGGUGGGUGCUCAUUUCUAAAUAUGGUGAUAAAAUUAGCUAUGAAGUUGGCAUUAACAGAUUUACUAAGGUGUCUUCCAUUCUUCAUGAUGGAUCUCAGUGUCCUGGCCCCAACAAUUCUUUUAAUCUCAUUGAGGUUUGGAGCAAGCUUCCUUCCAUUCGUUUAAGGCCUAGGGGUAGUAGAGAUUUAGUUUGUUGGGUUGCUAACUCUUCAAAAAAAUUCUCCUCCGACCUUGUGAGAUCUAGAGUCUCAAAAGUCCCCUCUUCAGGCUGGUUUGGUUUAGCUCUAGAAUUCCUAGACACCGUUUUAUUGUUUAGAGAGCUACUAACUAGAGUACUUUCCACUCGGGAGUUUCUUCUUCAGGGAAAAUAUGUCAAUUCCCAAUUGUUGUCUUUGUUGAAAUUCCUUGGAAAGCAUUGAUCA
This is a messenger RNA of Macadamia integrifolia, 4168 nucleotides long. Its product is annotated as UDP-N-acetylmuramoyl-tripeptide--D-alanyl-D-alanine ligase-like. Gene Ontology annotation, molecular function: acid-amino acid ligase activity; ATP binding. Gene Ontology annotation, biological process: biosynthetic process. Lineage: Eukaryota; Viridiplantae; Streptophyta; Magnoliopsida; Proteales; Proteaceae. The transcript has 2 exons. The coding region runs from base 215 to 1171 and encodes 318 amino acids. The record is from RefSeq and is a predicted model, not a curated record.